GCUCGCUCCCGGGUGGCGAACCUGGAAGGCCCGGCGGCUUCGGAGUUUCCCGGCGCGCCUUCCGUCGUUUCCCGGUCCUGCGCGGGGAUUCUCCUGGCGGCGCUGCGGCUCCGAAGCGUUGGCCGCCAGGCAAAGGCGUCAUAAAAGACAGGCAAAAUGGAGGAAUCUAUACACCAGAUGCAACCACUGAAUGAAAAGCAAAUAGCCAAUUCUGAAGGUGGCUAUGUAUGGCAAGUCACUGACAUGAAUCGACUACACCGGUUCUUGUGUUUUGGUUCUGAAGGUGGUACUUACUAUAUCAAAGAACAGAAGCUGGGCCUCGAAAAUGCUGAAGCUUUAAUUAGAUUGAUUGAAGAUGGCAGAGGAUACGAAGUGAUACAAGAAAUAAAGUCAUUUAGUCAAGAAGGCAGAACCGCAAAGCAAGAGCCUUUGCUCUUUGCACUUGCCAUUUGUUCCCAGUGUUCUGACAUAAACACUAAACAAGCAGCAUUUAAAGCUGUUUCUGAAGUUUGUCGCAUUCCUACUCAUCUCUUUACUUUUAUUCAAUUUAAGAAAGACCUAAAGGAAAGCAUGAAAUGUGGAAUGUGGGGUCGUGCUCUCCGGAAGGCUGUUGCAGACUGGUACAAUGAAAAAGGUGGCAUGGCCCUUGCUCUAGCAGUUACAAAAUACAAACAAAGAAACGGCUGGUCUCACAAAGACCUGUUAAGACUGUCACAUCUUAAACCUUCCAGUGAAGGACUCGCCAUUGUGACCAAAUAUAUUACAAAGGGAUGGAAAGAGGUCCAUGAAUUGUAUAAAGAAAAAGCACUUCCUGUGGAGACUGAAAAAUUGCUAAAAUAUCUGGAGGCUGUAGAAAAAGUGAAGCGUACAAAAGAUGAACUGGAAGUCAUUCAUCUAAUAGAAGAACAUAGAUUAGUUAGGGAGCAUCUUCUAACAAAUCACUUAAAAUCUAAAGAGGUGUGGAGGGCUUUAUUACAAGAAAUGCCUCUUACCGCAUUAUUAAGGAAUCUGGGAAAAAUGACUGCUAAUUCAGUCCUUGAACCAGGGAAUUCAGAAGUGUCUUUAGUAUGUGAAAAACUAUGUAAUGAAAAACUGUUAAAAAAGGCUCGUAUACAUCCAUUUCAUGUCCUAAUCGCAUUAGAAACUUACAGAAUAGGUCAUGGACUCAGAGGAAAACUGAAGUGGUGCCCUUGUGAAGAAAUCUUGAAGGCGCUGGAUAUUGCUUUUUAUAAAACAUUUAAGACAGUUGAGCCAACUGGAAAACGUUUCUUGCUGGCUGUCGAUGUCAGUGCUUCGAUGAACCAAAGAGUUUUGGGUAGUAUACUCAAUGCUAGCACAGUUGCUGCAGCCAUGUGCAUGGUCGUCACACGAACAGAGAAAGAUUCUUACGUAGUUGCUUUUUCAGAUGAAAUGGUACCAUGUCCUGUGACAAAAGAUAUGACCUUACAACAAGUUUUAAUGGCUAUGAAUCAGAUCCCAGCUGGUGGAACUGAUUGCUCUCUUCCAAUGAUCUGGGCUCAGAAGACGAGCACAGCUGCUGAUGUCUUCAUUGUUUUCACUGAUAAUGAAACUUUUGCAGGAAAUGUCCAUCCUUCUGUUGCUCUAAGGGAAUACAGAAAGAAAGUGGACAUUCCAGCUAAACUGAUUGUUUGUGGAAUGACAUCAAAUGGUUUUACUAUUGCAGACCCAGACGAUAGAGGCAUGUUGGAUAUGUGUGGCUUUGACACUGGAGCUCUGGAUGUAAUUCGAAAUUUCACAUUAGAUGUGAUUUAACAGUAAGCACCAGCAUGAUCUAGAAGAGGUCAGUUGCCACUAGUGAUCUCACUACAAUUACACAGCUACUUCCCACUUAAUCCAGUGGACAAUGAUGGUAUAGUGUGUACAUACUGGAAGUUACUUUAUGGAAAAGAAGAACAAUAAGAUAAACCCAAAGUUCUAUUCACUAAUGUAGUUUUUGGGAAGUAACUUCAAAAUCCUGUAGCUUCCUCUAUCUUAACAGAGAACUUCAUUUUAGUACACUGUACAGUGGUUCACUCUAGUAAUAUAUUUGUACUUAAGAGGUGAGAUCCAAAAGUGUAAGUAGUUCCUUAUCAUGUUACUUGUUGAAGUACUGUUUUUUAAAUGUUUUCAUUGGAAAAGGACAGCCUUGAUAAUAUCCAAAUACUCUGAAAUGCACUAGACCAUGUAACUGUGAUGGAAUAUGAAAUUCAUCUGUAAACUUUUGUACCAAGGGGAUAAAAAAACAAGAUAUUUGAUUAAAUUUUGAAUGAGUUUUACAAAUUCCUUUCAGAGUUUUCUAAAGUCACUUACCAGCUUUCUUAUUCAAUGAAAAAGAUACUUCGUGAUUUUUUUUUUAAAUUUUAUUUGUACUUGUAGAACCUAUUACCAUUAAAAAGAGACAAAGGAAACUCCCAAGAGGAGGCUAUAAAGUUUGUGUUGGCUGAGGAGUUCUA
Molecule: messenger RNA, 2453 nt
Organism: Octodon degus (degu)
Lineage: Eukaryota; Metazoa; Chordata; Mammalia; Rodentia; Octodontidae
Gene: Ro60
Product: TROVE domain family member 2
Exons: 9
Coding region: 157-1773 (538 amino acids)
Cellular component (GO): ribonucleoprotein complex
Molecular function (GO): RNA binding
Source: RefSeq, a predicted model, not a curated record